Molecule: messenger RNA, 1193 nt
Organism: Perca flavescens (yellow perch)
Lineage: Eukaryota; Metazoa; Chordata; Actinopteri; Perciformes; Percidae
Gene: xaf1
Product: XIAP associated factor 1
Exons: 7
Coding region: 149-931 (260 amino acids)
Cellular component (GO): mitochondrion
Molecular function (GO): zinc ion binding
Source: RefSeq, a predicted model, not a curated record
CCUUUGGCGCCAUCAUGUGUCAGAUGCGCAAACAACAACAAGUGCUGAAGCAGAACGGUUUAGCUUUCGGUUCUGCUGAAUUGAGACCAAAAGUGUCAAGUCAUGACACUUUAGCUGUCAGUGGGUUAUUAUUCAAGGAUUUUUGUCGAUGGAUAACAAAGAGGCAACACGCACCUGCGGCCAGUGCCACAAGGAGGUCGCAGAGGCCAACUUUGCUCUACAUGAAACACACUGCAGCCGCUUCUUAUGUCUCUGCCCUGACUGUGAUGAACCAGUUCCCAGAGAGCAACUGAACCAACACAGAGAGGAAGAGCACACCCAGGUGAGAUGCUCCAAGUGUAACCAGAAGAUGGAACGUUGUCACCUAUUGGAUCAUGAGUCUGAUGAGUGCGUGGAACGUCUGCAGAGCUGUCAGUUCUGCGAGCUGGAGCUGCCGUGGAAGGAGCUGGCCGAACAUUGUCUGGUCUGUGGGAGUCGCACUGAACUCUGCAGGGACUGCGGCCGCUACGUCACCCUGAAGGACCAGCCCAAGCACGGCUUGACCUGCUCAGCUACUGACAAUGGCACAGGUCCUCCUCAAACUACCAGCAAACUGCCACCAAACAAGACUAAUAUAGCAGUGACUUGUAGGAGCUGUAUGGCAUCAUUUCCAGCUGAGGAUAUAGAGGAACAUGAGCUGGAGUGUGUUCCAGCAACCAGGUUGGACGAUGAAGAGGCAGAGAGUGAGGAUGAGGAUGAUUUCUUCAGGCAGGGGGCCACUCCUUGGCUAAGCAGGACAUAUAAGUCAACAAUUCCAGCAGACGGACCCAGCAGAGGUCCCUGGGGUGACCCAGACCAGAUCAGCACCUGCCCCCACUGUCAUUUGACCCUGCCCCUCGUCACACUACGUUGGCAUACGGCGAAGUGCCGAAUCCACGUUCACUUGAAAUAAAGAGAGAGCUCCUUGGAAUGGAUGAGCUGCUUCAGAGAUCUUAGAUCAAUGUUUCAUUAGGGACAAAAGACAAGUACUUGUGCUGUUAAAAUGUACUUUCAUUAUUUCAUAUUAUUUCCUAAUGUUUAAAUUAAGGUUUACAUUUUGAUUUUAGUUUUAGUGACCUUUAGUUUGUUAGUGUGCAUGCCUUUGUGCAUGCAUGAAGAGGAAGUGGUUCAUUAUAUAAUACUCUGCAUCCAAGUAAACUUGACAUGCUUGAUAA